Molecule: messenger RNA, 858 nt
Organism: Dictyostelium purpureum
Lineage: Eukaryota; Evosea; Eumycetozoa; Dictyosteliales; Dictyosteliaceae
Exons: 1
Coding region: 1-858 (285 amino acids)
Biological process (GO): double-strand break repair via homologous recombination; DNA strand invasion
Cellular component (GO): centrosome; Rad51B-Rad51C-Rad51D-XRCC2 complex; replication fork
Molecular function (GO): four-way junction DNA binding; ATP binding; ATP-dependent DNA damage sensor activity
Source: RefSeq, a predicted model, not a curated record
AUGAUAAAGGCAUUUGAUACAUCUGGAUCCAAUGUAUUUUUCAAAAGAGAAUAUAAAUUGAUAAGAACAGGUGUGGAAGAUAUUGAUAGGUUUUUAAAUCAAACCCAACAGAAACAAAUAGCAGCGAAUGGUAAUAAUAAAGUUCAAGGUGUAAUUGAAAUAUUUGGGCAAAGUGGAUCAGGUAAAACUGAUAUGGCACUAAGUGUUUUGAUCGAGUCAAUAUUACCAUCUCAAGAACCUUUUAAAGGAAAUGAAAUUGGGGUUAUUUAUUUUGACAACGAUUAUAAAUUUGACAUUGCAAAAUUAGAGUCAUUAUUGAAAGAAAGAUAUGAAAGAUGUAAAAAUAAUGUAAAUAAUAAUAAUAAUAAUAAUAAUAAUAAUAAUAAUAAUAAUAAUAAUAAUAAUAAUAAUAGUAAUAUUAUCGAGUAUGAUCAAUUUUUAAAAUCAUGUCUUAGUAGAUUUUAUAUUUAUCGCUGUAGGGAUAGUUUUCAAUUUUUAAUUACUUUAAAAAGUAUCAGUCAAUUUAUAAGAAAUAUAAACUCAAAUAGCACUAAUAAUAGCGACAAUAAUAAUUUCCCAAAAGAUAUAAAUCUAAUAAUAAUCGAUAGUAUUUCAGCUUAUUAUUGGAUUGAUAGAAAAGGUGAGGGCCCAUAUCCAAAUUUAAUGUGGAUAGAGUUAAUAAAAAGAAUUAUAAAUGAUUUUUCAAUAAUAGUGUUGGCCACUAAACAAGCAAUUUUCCCUCAACAAUUACAAAAAAAUGAUGCAACAAACCCGCCACAGCAAGCAACAUCUGAUAUAUUGGGUAACGAGUGGUCAAGAUUAGUUAAAUAUAGAAAAAUUUUAAAGCCAAUAAAAUAA